This is a messenger RNA of Tachysurus vachellii, 3539 nucleotides long. It is a transcript of the gene zfp91, whose product is annotated as ZFP91 zinc finger protein, atypical E3 ubiquitin ligase. Gene Ontology annotation, cellular component: nucleus. Gene Ontology annotation, molecular function: transcription coregulator activity. The record is from RefSeq and is a predicted model, not a curated record. Lineage: Eukaryota; Metazoa; Chordata; Actinopteri; Siluriformes; Bagridae. Bases 334 to 2415 code for a protein of 693 amino acids. Gene Ontology annotation, biological process: regulation of transcription by RNA polymerase II. The transcript is spliced from 12 exons.
UGCUGCUCCACGCGCACUUAAAGGAGACGCAACAAAGCCAAGAUGAGGUCCGAGCCGCCCGGUUCUCUCCUACAGCCCGGAUUACUAUCGCUUUAAGAACAAACUAAAACCGUCUCUGCGUCUUUAAAGAUGCUUUUUCUAGAGUUAUAACUAAGUUUGUAAAUGAAGCCGAAAUCUAUUAGCUCGAGUCGGACUCGGUGAAACAUGUUAGUGUGGAGGAUCAGGGCCUUUAACCACAAAAGUCUUCUCAUGUUUUUAUACCGUAUACAUGAUUUCACGUCUGAUUGGAUUCAUUAAAACAAUUAACCCGGAUAUUGUUUUGUUCUUCGGUGGAUGAUGGAAGUGCAGCGUGUUGAUAAAAAACACAAGCGGGAGGAAGAAGAGGCCGCGCUCACAUCCCCGGACUCGAGUGUGACCCGCACGCCGCGCAGGGCGCUCCGAGGACGGGGGGCGACGCGACCGAACUCCGCCGCUCCGCCUGCUGCAUCCGCGGACACGAAUGGAACCCCCAGUGAAGCGGGAUGUGGCCGGGUACUGCGUGACCGCUCCACAAGAUCUGUACCCGUGUGGAGGAGGAGAGACCUCGGAGUGGAGCAGGAUGAUGAUGAUGAUGACGACGACGAUGAUGAUGAUGAAGAGGAGGAGGAGGAGGAAGAAGAAGCGGAAGCUCGGCGCCGGAGGAAGACGGCGUGUCCACGGCGCAGGAGGAACACAGAGGCGGCCAGAGACAGCAAAGCUCAGUGUGGAGAAAGUAAGGACGCUGCAGGCAGUCGAGCCGGUGGCAGGCGAGUUCAGAGCCGCAGUAGAGCGCCGUCGUCUCGCGGGCCUCGGGGUUCGGUGCGGGUCGUGUGUAAGAGUGAACCGGAGACGGAGGCUGCCUGUGCAGAAGAAAAUAAAGCCGCUGAGAAGAUAAGCACUGAGAAGAAGAGUGAGGUAAAGGAGGAUGAGGUGCUGCUGGACGAGGAACAUCCUCCAUUCACCGAUGAUCCCAAAGACCAAACGUACGAGCCUCGGACACAGAGUGAGGAUGAUGAGGGAGUCAGCAGCGAUGAAGACGUUCCCUUUAAGGACGACCUGAACGAUCAGAGCUAUGACCCGAAAUCUGGGAGGGACGGUCAGAAGGCGAGACGCAGAGCUCCUCCGCGGCCGAGAGAGAAGAAGGAGAGAGCCGGAGGAGAGAAGGACAAAGAGAAAGAGAUGGAGGUGAAGACAGAAGGAGUGGAGAUGGCAGACGUGAAGCAGGAGGCUGGAGACGGAGCAGAGCCACCCAGGAAGAGAGGACGCAGAAGAAAAGACGACAAAAGCCCACGUCUUCCCAAAAGAAGGAAGAAGCCACCGGUGCAGUAUGUGCGCUGUGAGAUGGAGGGAUGUGGAACAGUUCUCGCUCAUCCACGCUACCUGCAGCAUCACAUUAAAUACCAGCACUUGAUGAAGAAGAAGUAUGUGUGUCCUCACCCGUCCUGUGGCCGUCUGUUUCGCCUUCAGAAACAGUUACUGCGUCACGCCAAACACCACACAGAUCAAAGGGACUACAUCUGUGAGUUCUGCGCACGUGCGUUUAAGAGCUCUCACAACCUCGCUGUGCACCGCAUGAUACACACUGGAGAAAAACCACUGCAGUGUGAGAUCUGUGGCUUCACCUGUCGUCAGAAAGCCUCUCUGAACUGGCACAUGAAGAAGCAUGAUGCCGACGCCUCCUACCAGUUCUCAUGUGCCAUCUGUGGCAAGAAGUUCGAGAAGAAGGACAGCGUGGUGGCUCACAAGGCCAAGAGCCACCCGGAAGUCCUGAUCGCAGAGGCGCUCGCCGCGAACGCCGGUGCCCUCGUCACCACGGCGACGCCGACCACCGCUCACGUGACCCCGGUGAGCGUCGGCCCCGUCAUGCUGCUGGACCAGGAGCAGUCGCUGCACGCCAUGCAAGUCCCCGUAACUCUCGCGCUGCCCUCUACAGACGAGGCUAAGAAUGAAGCAGAAGUGGGCGGAGCCUCGGUGGCACACCCGACCUCUUCCAAUCAGACUCUGCAUUUUGUUUCCGCUCCCGUGUCCCAGCAACAGCUGUCCGUACAGGCUUCUCCACAGAUCGUCCACAUGACCUUCACCACCCUUUCGCACCCUCCUCAGCAGCUCCCCCUGCUGUCAGUCACACAUCAGCUGCCCCCCAGCACAAGCUCCGCCCCUUCCGUAUCACUCCUCCCACAGAUCACGUCUGUGGCUUUCACUGCCGAUCCUGCUCAUCCUCUGUCAUCCUCCGCCUGCUCUCCACCUCCUCCUCCUCUGGCUGAGAGGAAAGGGGGCGGGGCACUCUGGGAGAGUGGGACUGGGAAUGUGGGUGGGGUUUGGGAAGAGGGCGGAGCCGGCGAGGCACAGGUCGUGACGGACAGCUCAGACGGAACAAUCCAACACAGACUGAUAUAGGGGAGGAAGAUCAUCAGCUCGGAACGAAUUACAGAGGAAAGACGAGGACGCCAGUCACCUCGCGUCGGAAUUACACGGCAGAGAUUCUGUACAUCUUUUCAGACGUAGAAACUCGCUGUUUCUAUGGCAACCCACAGAACAGACAAGCGGAUAAACUGAACGUAGGAUAGCUAGCGGUUAGCUAAGUGUUUUAACAUGUUUCAUGAGUCCUGUUUCUUUUUAAGAUAGAAAGUAAACGCUACUGUGUGAAAAUGUAAACUAGACAAAACUAUUAACCUUCAUCCACAGGGAACGCCGGGAACGCCGGGAUCCUGUGUCGCUGUAAUUCUGACACGUCCUAAAGGUGCUGUUGCUCUUCCUCAGUCAGCUUCCUCAGAAUUAAAACUCUACAGGACUUUAAAUCUGUCGUAUAUACGGACUAAAUUUCGCUAGGUUUCUAGAUGUCUGUGUCUUAAUGUUGGGUUUUUUUUUGUUUUGUACAUAAACACUCUUAGUCUUGAGACUUUUUUAUGUUUGAUUUUCCCACUUGUUCAUUUUGGUUUAAUUCUUUUUGUAGGUUUUUAUUCUUUCUUCCUGUAAAAUUUUAGUAAGUCUCUGAACACUGCGUAUGAUAACCUUAUAACAGGCCACUGAUAGAAGUCUAACAGAAGUGUAGGAAGUUUUUCUCUUUAAUCGUGCUCUGUGUUGGGGUGAGUGGGUGGGUGGGUGGGGGUGUGGGGGGUAAUUUAUUAAAGCAACAUGUCUCUCUUACCCCAGUUAUGUUAAAGGAAGCGUUCGGCUAAACUGUUAGCUAUGCUCUCUGUAGUCGUGAGCAACUUUAGCCGUUUGUAGCUCUGAAGAAAGAGGAAACGUCGUGCUCUUUCUUUAUCCCCGGAACAGAUCAUCGUAUCAUGGAACAAACAAAGAACACGUCUUCACACGUGACCUUAGUUCCUGUAAUUAAUUCCUUAAUUAGACAGUUAUAGAAAUGAAUCGUGAACGAUACGGAAGGUUAUAGUGUGAUAACACUUUCGUUUGAACUCACUAUACAGCAAACAUCUAAAACGAUGGAUUUGAACAGAUUCCAACGUUUAUAAAUCCCUCAGUCUUAUUAACCAUGAACAAUAAACACGUGUACACUCCUC